GAUAACUACGGUCAGAACUCAGACAAGGCAAAAGGAUACUUUUCAUCUAUAUUUUUUGAGAUCAAAGAAACCACAAUGUCUAGGAAACAAAACCAGAAGGAUACAUCAGGAUUCAUUUUUGAUUUGCAGUCCAAUACUGUAUUGGCCCAGGGAGGAGCUUUUGAGAACAUGAAAGAGAAGAUAAAUGCGGUGCGUGCAAUAGUUCCCAAUAAGAGCAAUAAUGAAAUCAUCCUGGUUUUACAGCACUUUGAUAAUUGUGUGGACAAAACAGUACAAGCUUUCAUGGAAGGUAGUGCCAGUGAAGUACUCAAAGAAUGGACAGUAACAGGCAAGAAAAAGAACAAAAAGAAGAAAAGCAAACCCAAGCGUGCAGCAGAACCAAGUAACAGUAUCCCAGAUUCCAGUAAAUUAGUAUCCAUUCAAGAGGAACAGUCUGUACCUUCUUCAGAGAAAGGUGGUAUUAAUGGUUACCAUGUCAACGGUGCCAUCAAUGAUACCGAGUCUGUGGACUCUCUCAGUGAGGGUAUGGAGAUACUUUCAAUAGAUGCCAGAGAAUUGGAAGAUCCUGAGUCUGCCACACCACAUAUGCUGGAUAGAACAGGGUCCAUGCUGGAGAAUGGCAUCUCUGAUUUUGAGCCCAAGUCUUUGACUAUGCAGUCUACUCAGAAUUCUCAACAAAAUAGGAAUGCUGCCAAAACUCUUUCAAGACCUACCACAGCACCUCAGUUUUCAAAUCUAGGGAUGGAAGAUGUUCCACUCUCCUCCACCAACAAAAAGCUAGGUUCCAAUAUUGAAAAAUCUGUGAAAGACCUCCAGCGCUGCACAGUGUCUCUUGCACGGUAUCGAGUUGUAGUUAAAGAAGAGAUGGAUGCUUCCAUUAAGAAAAUGAAACAAGCUUUUGCUGAGUUGCAGAGCUGUUUAAUGGAUCGAGAAGUGGCAUUGCUUGCUGAAAUGGACAAAGUGAAAGCUGAAGCAAUGGAAAUUUUGCUCAGCCGACAAAAGAAAGCCGAACUUCUAAAGAAAAUGACUGAUGUGGCUGUUCGAAUGUCAGAGGAGCAAUUGGUUGAGCUCAGAGCUGAUAUCAAGCACUUUGUCAGUGAGCGUAAAUAUGAUGAGGAUCUGGGACGAGUAGCCCGGUUCACCUGUGACGUAGAGACCCUAAAGAAGGACAUUGAGUCAUUUGGACAAGUGUCCCAUCCAAAGAACAGCUAUUCAACCAGAUCCCGACACAGCUCAAUUACAUCUGUGUCCUUGAGUAGCCCGUGUGACGCCUCUGCUGCUUCCUCGUCCACCUGGGCCUCUGCCCCCAGCCUUACAGGCGCUAACAAGAAGAGCUCGGCACCAGGAGAGACUCCCGCAGCCACAGCAAACUCCAGUGGCCGGCCCUUCCAGCCUCAUCGGGAGGUAUUGCCGGGGAACAGACGAGGAGCACAAGGCUACAGGCCACAAGGCCAAAAGUCCAAUGACCCCAUGAACCAAGGGCGACAUGACAGUAUGGGUCGUUACAGAAAUAGUUCAUGGUAUUCAUCUGGUUCCAGGUAUCAGAGCGCUCCAUCCCAGGCAUCAGGAAACAUUAGUGAACGGGGCCAGGCCCACUCUGCAGGGACCAAUGGAACUGGAGCCAGCAUGGAGACCAGCCCACCCAAGCCCUCAUUCAAAAAGGGGCUCCCCCAGCGCAAACCUAGGACCUCUCAGCUUGGGGCUGUGAACUCUUGAGGUUCCAGCUGGCCUCUCUCCUCUAUCCCACACAAUUCAACUUGGUAACUGGACUUAUUAGGAAACUUAUAGUUAGAUGUAAUAACAAAAAGAAGUUUACGCAUAUCACUUUUUAUGCCAUUCUGAAUAUUUUUGGUUUCUUCUCUCCUCGUUUCCUCUUUACCAUUUUUGGAGGGGAAGCUGUUUUUUCCCUUGACCUUUCCCAAUGAUAUGGAUUGAUUCUGAUUGGUCAUUUCCACCCGGAAUCACAGGCCACUGAUACCAGGUUUCCCAAGGGUCAGCGGUGCCCUUCCUGGUGCACAGGGCCUUUCAGUUGCCGGAAGAGGCCUUCCUUGGCACCUCCCUGCCGUUCAGGCUCUCAGGAGGAGGAGGUGGGUCAGAGCUAGUCCAGCUGUGUCUCCAGGCUAAGCAGAAGCCACACGUUCCUGUCAGGUGCCCUCUACACGGCAGUGUGACCAGGAAAGGCAGUGAGGGGAUUGUGUCCUGCACUGAAUUAGCCAGAGAAGGGGACAUUUAAUUGGUGAAAAGGAAGGAACACUAGAAAACGUUUGAGAAUCUGCCUCCGCUCCCAGAACGCACCUGAGAUUGACCCUCAGAUCAGGGUUCCAGUCUCCGGCUUGGCCCCGUAGCUUCACCCGCCGUCUCUUCAGAAUGCCCAAAGCCUUGUUUUCCUAUCGCCUUAGACUGCAGACCAGUCUAGGGAAAUCGGUGGGAGAGUAGCAUUUAAUUAAAGGAAAAAAACAAGUAUUUCUUGGUUUCAGUGUUUGAAGAUUUUUGUUGUUAUUGUUCUCCCUUGUUCCUGAAUCCUCUUCUGAUCCUCAACCACAUUUAUAGCAAUAUAAUUAGUGUUGAUCUAAGGUGUUACCCAUCAGAAAAUUGCCGCUGUCUUUAUAGUUGAAUGAAUAAAAACAACUGCGUAAGUGUUCCCACCUUUGUCUCACAAC
Messenger RNA from Neomonachus schauinslandi (Hawaiian monk seal), 2660 nucleotides. It is a transcript of the gene SPATS2, whose product is annotated as spermatogenesis associated serine rich 2. Gene Ontology annotation, cellular component: cytoplasm. The transcript has 12 exons. The record is from RefSeq and is a predicted model, not a curated record. Gene Ontology annotation, molecular function: protein binding. NCBI's taxonomy places the organism in Eukaryota, Metazoa, Chordata, Mammalia, Carnivora, Phocidae. The coding region runs from base 76 to 1716 and encodes 546 amino acids.